This is a messenger RNA of Rotaria sordida, 2082 nucleotides long. The record is from the annotation of a GenBank genome assembly. Lineage: Eukaryota; Metazoa; Rotifera; Eurotatoria; Philodinida; Philodinidae.
AUGCCGAGGAGAAGAACUUAUACAAGACGAUAUAGCAGACGUGCGUUUCUCAAACAUGCUCGUCAAAAUGUACCACCAUCUGCAUCAUCAUUACAAUCGAAUACAACAUCAACAUUACGAACAACAACGUCAAAUCUAUCAACAUCUUCAAAACGUUCAUCUUUACCAUCACAUCAAAAGAUUACGAAAAGAACAAAAUUGGAUAUAACAUCAACAUCAGCAAAUUCAAAUUCAAAUGUACCUAUGGAUGGAUACACAAUCUUGCAAAAUCAAGUAUUAUUUACUCUUAUGUGCAAGACAAAUUGUGAAGGUUGCGGAAAUCGUUGGAAUGGAACAAUUAACAUCAACAAACGCGAAGGUUUAUUUGUGAUUUUAUCUUUUCAUUGUUCAUCAUGUACAAAUACCAUCACCAUUGAAACAAGUCCGAAGGUUGUUGCAUCAGAUCGUCGAGAUAUUAAUGUUCGUUCACAAAUUGGUAGCCAUUUAUGUGGUAUUAGAUAUGCUGGAUUAGUAAAAUUAAAGGGUGCUAUGAAUUUACCAAGUCCAAUUCAAGAUGAAAGAUAUUCCAAAUGGGAUAAAGAUUUAUUAGUUUCCGUAAAAUCAUUUUCGGAUCGAUCAAUGAAAAAAGCUGUUGAAGAAGCUGUGACUGCUGCAAAUGGUCGAGAAUUAAUGGUUAGUGGAUAUGGAUUUUGGCAGACCCGAGGCUUUCAAAGUAGACAUGGUGCAGCAGCUCUUCUUUCUUGUAAUACAACACCAAAAGUACUUGAUAUUGAAACAUGUAGUAAAACAUGUAAUGUUUGUGCACUUGCUAUUAAAAAAUCUAAUCCAGCUAAGUACAAUGAUGUUAUUAGAUCACAUCAUUGCGAAAAAAACUACAACAAAAGUUCGGGCACAAUAGAAGCUGAUGCUGUUCUUAACAUGUUCCAACGAUCAGUUUCCAAAUAUGAAAUUUAUUACAUAAAGUAUGUUGGUGAUGGUGAUUCAAAAACAUUUGCUAAACUUUCUGACAAACCGCCAUAUCCAGGAAAAGUGAUCAAGAAAAUCGAAGACUUGAAUCAUUUUAGCAAAAGAAUGAAGCGUCAACGGGAAACAAAAAAACGUGAAUAUGGAAAAAAACAAGUAUCUGAUGGUAAAACUAUUGGUGAUAAAAAUCGUCUUUCCAAACAAAAGAUCAUCCGGUUACAAAUGGCAUUUGCUUCUACCAUUCGAAAAUGCAAACACGAUCUGGAUUUGUUAUUCAAGCGAUCGUGGGCUAUAUUUUGGCAUAAAUAUUCGACCAAUGAUGAUCCUCGUCAUGAUUCUUGCAGCAUCGAUUGGUGUGGUUAUUUAAAAGCUGCUCGUGAUGGAACAUCGUAUGAUCAUACACCACAUGCUUUACCUCGUCCUGUCCUUGAUGCCAUCAAGCCUGUUUUUGACAACCUCUGUUCUCGGAAAAGUCUUGAACGUGUACUUGAUGCAUCAAGUCAAAAUCCAAACGAAGUUUUUCAUUCGCUUGUCUGGCUUAUGUCACCAAAACACAAAACAACAUCUGGAACAACAUUUGAAAUUGCUUGUCAUCUUGCAAUAAUAAUAUUUAAUGAUGGAUAUUUUGCAUUAGGAGAUCUUUUCAACAACAUGUGUGGUUAUCGUGGUUAUUACACCGAUCAAGCAAUGAUUCACUUUGACAACAGUCGUCUCCACUCUGAAUCAAAAACAAGUAAUAGAAAAACGAGAAAAGAAGCUGGUCGUGAUGUACAAAAAAAUGUUGAUAAUGAUCAAACAAAUAAUAAUAAUGCAUCUGGUAAUGAUGAUAAAACAAUAGAUAUUGAUGAAGAAGCAGAUGAUGAUAAUAAUGAAACAAAUCCCGGUGAUCAACCAACAACUCAAGAUAAUGAAACAAUUAUUGAUAAUGAUGAAAGUAUUACUGACGAUAAUGAUACAACAUCAAGUAGUGAUGAAUCAUCCAAUGAUAGUGAUGAUAAAACAAUUCUUAAUCCUGAUACGAGAACAAAUGAAGAUGUUGGAAAGAAUGAUGAAACUAGUGUUGACGAAUAUGGUUAUUAUAAUCCAAAAGACAGAAGAAGAUGGAAAGAAGAAGAAUAA